Racocetra fulgida is the source of this 1552-nucleotide messenger RNA. Lineage: Eukaryota; Fungi; Glomeromycota; Glomeromycetes; Diversisporales; Gigasporaceae. The record is from the annotation of a GenBank genome assembly.
GAAUUUGUCAAAUGCGUGACACAGAUUCAUGGGUUUACAAAAUAUGACGAUGUUGCGAGUGUAAAGGAGGAUUUUGAUCAAAUUGUCAAAGAUUAUAGUAAGUGUGUGAAAGAACUGAAUCCGAAUUACUCAAAGAUACUAAGCCCUGUUGGACAAGAAUAUUUGAAGGAUGACGAAAUUGAGGAUGUAAUAAAAGAUAAAAAAUUAAACCAUGGUUGGAUUAUUUUCGACCGCGGAAUGAAGUCAAUAUACAAAUUUGAACAUCAAUUCAAAAUUAAUUUUAAUCCUAUAAAUCGAAAUACUGGAAUAUUCAAUAUAAAUUUAAUGCCUAUUAAAACACCGAUGGACACUUUAUUAAAAUAUAAUAUCAAACCAUCUGCAAUUACCUCUGAACAUUUCCAACUUAUUUCAGGUCAAUUGGUUAAUGACUCUGCAAAUAAAGUCUAUCUCGAAAUACAGUAUCCACUAUUGGAAUUAGUUUUUGAGAAGGAAAAUAUAAAACUACCUGAAAUUUUGAUUGAAGACAUUAACAAUGCUUUGAAAGAUAAUGAUCCUUAUCACAAAUUAAUGCAAAUUUUCGAUGAUUAUGGUCACUUUGUUCCAAGAAAAGUUAUUCUCGGGCAUAAAUUAUAUAGAAUGUCACACCUAAAAAGAAAUAAAACUUUGUUAGAGAAGAAAAAAAUCGUAACGCGUGAAUAUUUUGAAACAAGCGAGUUUAAUGAAUUUUGGAAUGAGUGGAAUAAUUCAAUUAUGCAUUAUUGCUUUGAUGAAGUGCAUUUGUCAUCAAUGAGUUCAGAGAAAUUUGACCGAAAUGAAAUAACAAAAUGGGCAUCUUUUCUAAGCGAUAAUAACUUACAAGUCAUCUGUUGGGAUGAACUACAUUCUUUAUAUGAGUUAUUAGAUAAUAAUUUAAAGCAAAAGGUCAAGUCAAUUUUUGGAAUUAAUGACCAAACAGGAAACAUAAGUGUUAAAAAAGAAAAGAUACUUAUGACAGGUGUAAUUCCAAUUACAAAUUCUCCUUACUACCUUGUAAACCUUCCUGAUAAUUUAAGCUCUGAUAAUUAUCAGAUUUUUGGAAGGCUUGUAACACAAGAUGGGAAAUUAAUUGACGCAGUUAUAAAGUUCAAAGCUAUGACUGCACAUAAUUUCUUAGUGUUGAUUGAUAUCGACAAAACUAUGGAUAUCUCUAUAAUUGCAUCAGGUAGUCAUAAAUUUGCGUAUGCAAAAAAGUUUGAUAUCGAUAUUCCAUUUUUACUACCAGAAAAUUUGCCAACAAACUGGAUUUUUUGUGCCUCUUUCCAAUAUCUAAAGGAUUGUGGACCGAAUUUUCAUGCUGCUAUUCAGUAUGAUAAAGUCAAUAAUAAAUUUAUUAUAACCAUUUAUGAUGAUUCCAACAUGUAUGAUACGUCAACUGAAGAAUAUUUGCUCAAUUGGUGCAUUUUUCCUAAAGAUCACAAAAUUUUAGUAGAUAACCUUAAAAGCCGUGAAAUCUUAGGUGGUAAAAAUCAAGAGAUAUCAGCUGAUAAUCAUCUGGAAAAAAGAUUUAAUUUAA